Messenger RNA from Cylas formicarius (sweet potato weevil), 1106 nucleotides. Its product is annotated as protein crossbronx homolog. The transcript has 6 exons. The record is from RefSeq and is a predicted model, not a curated record. The coding region runs from base 264 to 1040 and encodes 258 amino acids. NCBI's taxonomy places the organism in Eukaryota, Metazoa, Arthropoda, Insecta, Coleoptera, Brentidae.
CAAAUGUUCCAUUCGAAUAUUCCCAGCACUGGUUUGCGCCAAGACAAUUUCUUUAUCUAUUAUUUCAAUCGUGCUGUGGGAUGAAAUAUGUAAUCGCCAUUCACCAUUGAAAAAAUUGAUCCCGAGCGUAAAUAACACGGCUAAUUAUCGCUGGUUUUGUCGGCGAUAAGGAAUAAUUGGCAAAUUGAUUACUAUGUUGACAAUUUAUGACGCCUUUUAUUUUUUAUUUUGGGAAUUAGCAGGCUCCGAGAAGUACGCUCGGGAUGGAGCCCGAAAGUGAUCCUGGAAAGGAUGACGGGGCACAGCAGCGUAGAACAAUCAGAGCCGACUACCCCAGAGCGAGUUUUCGAGAAAAUGACGAAAUAGGUAAACUUUACAAGGCCGUUAGGCAGGAGUACGUUAUCUUGGCCGAAUACAAAAUGGUGCAAGCGGAAAACAUACCCGGGGUGUACGUCAUUCCGUCCAGGGAAACACCUCUAGUGUGGUUCGGGGUUAUUUUCGUGAGGCGCGGUUGCUACGAGGACGGCGUCUUUAGGUUUACCAUAAUUUUGGAUGACGAUUUUCCCGACUCCGCUCACCCGAAAGUACGAUUUCAAUCCCCCAUAUUUCAUCCUGUGAUAAACCCCGAGACUUACGAGUUGCAUCUGCUGGAAGCUUUCCCCGCAUGGAACAAAUCGGAGCAGCACCUGUGGCAACUUUUAAAGUAUCUUUACUGGGUGUUUAGUAACGUCGACGCGAGCGUAAGCCACGGCAUCGAUAAAGUGACAUCCGAAAUGUUCUUGAACGAUAAGGAAAACUUCCAAACAAGAGUGAAGGAGUUGGUAAAGGCGAGUCACACGGUGCUUUACGAUGAAGCCCCGAAAAACGAUAAGCAUUACAUCACUUUCGAGUCUUUCGAUCCUGAAAAACACGACAAACGCAAGCUGUUUACCGGGUUUAAGCAAAGGGAUACAGGUAGGAAGGGGUACUCGUGGGUCCUGCCGAAUAGGCUUAAACCUUUGGAGCGACCGCCCGCCUCUGAGGACACCAACGAACCUUGAUUUAGUAUAGUGUUGUUAAUUUUUUAAUAGUCUAAAUUAUAUAUAAAAUAAAUCACUUUAAAAACU